Messenger RNA from Penaeus vannamei (Pacific white shrimp), 1040 nucleotides. The record is from RefSeq and is a predicted model, not a curated record. Lineage: Eukaryota; Metazoa; Arthropoda; Malacostraca; Decapoda; Penaeidae.
GCUAUCCAUGGACUAAAUGGAAUGCAACUUGGAGACAAGAAGCUUGUAGUGCAAAGGGCAAGUGUUGGAGCAAAGAAUGCCAAUGCAAUGGCUCAGGCUCCUGUACAGAUCCAGGUUCCAGGUUUGCAGCUGCAGAGUGGCUCGGGCCCUGCGACUGAAGUCUUGUGCCUCAUGAACAUGGUAACACCAGAGGAGUUGAAGGAUGAUGAAGAAUAUGAAGACAUCCAAGAAGAUAUUCGUGAAGAGUGCAGUCGCUAUGGCAUAGUGCGCUCAGUGGAAAUCCCAAGGCCUGUUGAAGGGGUUGAAGUCCCUGGAGUGGGCAAAGUGUUUGUUGAAUUCAACUCUGUGCUGGACUGCCAGAAGGCACAACAGAACCUCACUGGCCGCAAGUUUGCCAACCGUGUUGUUGUCACUUCAUACUUUGACCCGGAUAGAUAUCAUCGACGUGACUUCUAAGUUCAAUAGAUUGGUGCCCCCUUUCAGAUAAUGCACAUGGAAUUAGAUCAGCACCUGUUUAAUAAUUUUGUCAAUACAGCUUUUAAAAUUUAAAGAAAUAAUUUAUAAUUAUGUUAAUUACCCACUUCAAAGUAUUUUCUUUCUUUCUUUCUCUUUGUUGGGGGAGUGGUAAGAAAACAGGAAAUUAAAAAAAUAAUAAAUAUUAAAAAAUGAAAAACAAAAAAAAAAGUAAAUGACCAAGUAAGGUACUAGCAUGGUAAUUGUAGAGCAAGCAAGAAUUAAAGUUUUAUUUGUGAGGGAGGAUGAUAACCAUUUUGGUCGAAGCCCAAAUGUUUGGCAGUGUAAAGUAUGUCAUGAUUUUCCCCCCUGUGGAAGUAGAGAUAUCUCAAAGAACCUGAACUUUGAUUUAAAUGUAUUAAUUUUUAUGUGAUUAGGCUUGUAAUAAAAGGCCUAUAUGUUUGUUUAGAUGUAGUGAAGCAUUCAGUUUUGUAACAGUUCUCUAUAUUUUGUUUAGUGCAUAAAAAGCAUGACCAACUUUCUGUAUGUUUCACCACUUAUUUUAACCAGUAAAGUCUUCAAAUUCA